Molecule: messenger RNA, 3384 nt
Organism: Acanthocheilonema viteae
Lineage: Eukaryota; Metazoa; Nematoda; Chromadorea; Rhabditida; Onchocercidae
Source: the annotation of a GenBank genome assembly
AUGAUAUUUUUCGUAUGGUCGCUUGUGUUAUCUGCAGUGCAGUUUGCACGGCGUCAACGACUAGUGUCAGUAUUAUCGGAAUAUUUCCUUUGGAAUCUUUCGCAUAACUCAGUGCUUCUAUGUCGGAAAAUUCAUUGUUUUUCUUGCUUUUCAAGGAAUAGAAAAAGUUAUGAAAGGUUAAAUGACACUUUGGAUACAUUAAGAAAAACGAGCAGUGAACCAUGCCUUCCUAGUGAACUCAUCGCAAGACCAAUUUAUCGAACCGAGGAAGUGGAAUUUGUUGUUCAAUUAGAUGCUACACAAUUGGAUAUUGUGGACUGGAAUAUGUUUACGCCACCGUGUCAUGGUUCUAUUCCGCGCGUUCAUUUUAUUGCUUUUUUGGACAAAAAAUCCGAUGAAAAUAAUGAAAUGUCGAAUAGUAUUAGUCUCACUGAUUCAAUAGAUAUCACUGAUGAACAGUCGAACAUAAGCAGUGGUACCAUUUACUCUUCUGGCUUAUCAUCAGUUCUAGUUAAUAAUUUAUGCAAUAAAAUCGCUCAUCGACGGGGUCGUCCAUGGGAAAUUCUUUAUGAAUGUACAUUGUAUGAUUUCUAUGAUAUUGCUUUUGCGUGGUCACAGAAUGCAUUAUUUGAUAUUGGUGGCAAAGCAAUAGUUAAAAUGAUGAAAGUGAUAACAUUGCCAGAAAAAUUUUUCAUUCAACUGGAUGAUAGCAACAAUUUACAGAGGAGUGUAUCACCUGCUCUUAGUUCUUUAUCACUAUUUCAUAACAAUGAUGCAGCUUUACAUUAUAGUCAUCGAUUGGAAUUCCCUGUAUCAUCUUCUUUUCAGCUACCAGCUGAUGUUCCGAACAGUGGCUGUUUUGGAUAUAUCACGAAGCCGAAUUCAUCUCGAUCAAGGACAUGUUCCCUAUCUCUCGAACGAACCAAAACAGUGCUCAGUGAAGCUGCUCCAUUCUAUGUCAGAUAUCUCAAAGAGCAAAAUAAAAUGAGCAAAUGGUCGUCAAGCUGUUCAAAAAGUCAACAGUUUGGUCAGGAAAUGAGAUUUGCUCGUAUGGAAGAACACAUCUUGCAUUCUUCUAUAAAUUCAUUAAGUGACCAAAAAAUAAAAUCGCAAAAAACGGAUGAUGGUGCAAACAAUAUGCUUUCAAGAAUGUCAACAGAAAUCAUUUCGCAAGAAAUCAAUAAUCAAUUUUUCAUAGAUUCAUUACACAAUAGUGAUAUUAGUAUACCAGCGAAACUUGUGAAAGACGAUAUAGAUGAUAUCAAAAAACAGGUCAUCGCUUAUCAGAUUCCAAACGAAGUGGAGCCUAGCCAGAAUUCUAUUCGAUCAGAUGAAAAGUCAGUUGUUAAGAAGUGUGAAGAUCAAAGUACUUCAAAUUCUGGACCUACAGAUAAUGCUCAACAAAACCGAUUUUCAAAAGAAAUUAUAAAUUCAAUGAAUUUGGAAAAAAACGAAUCACAGUCAUCAAAUUCGAUUAUCGAGAACACGUGUAAAAUAUUAUCAGCAACAGGUAAACAAAAAUGUCAUCAUUGCAGUUUUCCGUCUUCUGCACAUUUUGCUUUUCGCACUUUUCAGAGUGACUAUUAUAGCACUUCCCCUAUUUCUACGACGUUGUUUCCAUCAUCACUACUAUGCCGGAGUUCGAAAGAACGGCCAGAGUUGUUAGGUAAAGAAAUGUUUCGAAUUUUUAGUGGUUCACAUUUGCACUUCACGACAGAUGGCAGAAAAAUUCUUGCGAAGCCUUUAAUGAUUUUGGUAUUUACUGGUAACAAUGAAGAUUUGUUCAAUCGUAUCUUGAAAAUUCUCAGUACGACAAUUCCAUCUGAUACUCAUACUAUUUUUCAUCUGUCGUACGAAGCUUUCUGCAAGCAUCCAUGGAUUGGACAAGGCACAGCGUGCUUAAUUGUAGCUGAUACGUCACAUCUGGAUGAUGAAUGUUGGAUUCGACUUCAGCAGUACUUCAGUAAUUCGGGCAAGAUUCUCUUCCUCUGUCAAAAUAAGCUUUUGGCAAGUUUAUCAACCUGUGACAAUUCGAAAAAGACUGCCAAGUUGUUGAAGAUGGCAUUUGGUGAACGGCAGUCAAAGAAACUCGGAAAAGACUUUGAACAUUUCCUAAAGAAAACUUUGAAAACGCUAUAUAAGGAAAAAAAGGUGAACCAAACUUUUCAUGCAAAAGAUAUUUUCGGUGGUUACAAAUAUUCCGUUGUGUUAAACAAAACCGAAGAUAGUCCGUUUUUGUUAUAUAUGGAAAAUGCAGCGCAACGUGCGAGUGCUCUGUUUAGUGAUGCGACAAGUGCACAAUUACUUCAAUCCGGUUCAACAUUAAUUGCUGAUGCUCUUUCACGUCUUUCCAUAAAAAUCACUAAGAAUUUAGCGAUACCAUCCCUCACACCAGGAUAUUUUAUUUGUGAAUAUGAUCGAAUGCCGUGGGAUAUGGAAGGUAUGCAUUUCAAUGAACCAUUCGGCAGUAUGCCCAAAUUAUUGCUCAAGCAGAUUAGCAAACAUGGAACAUUACCAGAGGUUUCAAGCGAGUUACUUCCUGUUGAAGUCCGAACACGGGUGGAACAUUUACCUGAUUUUGACGAUGAAAUUUAUUUUAAGAGGCUUGAAACUUCGAGACUUGGCAAAGCUUUACUUUACAUUCCAGUAUGUGAGACGACAAUGGGAAUUGGAAAAAGUUUGGCAUUUGCAAUGCCAGGUGAGCCAAUUGUGAUUGUCGCACGACAACAAACUAAAGGAAAGGGUCGAUCAGGAAAUCAGUGGCUCAGUCCAGUUGGAUGCGCCAUGUUUACGUUUAAUUAUAUGUUGUCGCCCGAAUCAUCUCUUAGUAACAAUGUUGGCAUCAUUCAACAUAUUUUCUGUGUUGCAAUUGUCAGUGGCAUUUGUUCACUUCGGAAGGAAUUGGAGAAGUUUCCAUUGAGGAUUAAAUGGCCAAAUGAUCUUUAUUACGGUCGAACGUGUAAAAUGGGUGGUUUAAUCGUGAAUGUCACGACAAUUAAUGACAAAACCGUUUGUACAAUUGGUGCUGGGUUGAAUUUGUCGAACAGUAAGCCGACUGCCUGUAUCAAUGAUUUCUUACCGCCAGAUUUAAGGAUACGACAAGAGGAUUAUAUUGCCAAUACCCUAAAUAAAUUUCAGUAUUACGUUGAUCUCUAUGAGAAUGGGGGUGAGAAUGCAUUUCUGAAAGAUUACUAUCGAUUUUGGCUACACAGUCGAGAAGAAGUAACUCUAUCGGAUACUAAUGAAAAGGUUAUAAUACGAGGAUUGGACCGUCAUGGAUUUUUGAAAGUUCGAAGCCGUCAAAGUGGAAAAGUAAUGGUUGUACAUCCAGACGGUAACACUUUUGACAUGAUGAAAGGUCUUAUCACUGCUAAAUAUGCUUGA